Molecule: messenger RNA, 5037 nt
Organism: Prinia subflava (tawny-flanked prinia)
Lineage: Eukaryota; Metazoa; Chordata; Aves; Passeriformes; Cisticolidae
Gene: GLRA1
Product: glycine receptor alpha 1
Exons: 9
Coding region: 2555-3931 (458 amino acids)
Biological process (GO): chloride transmembrane transport; neuropeptide signaling pathway; response to amino acid
Cellular component (GO): postsynaptic membrane; synapse; plasma membrane
Molecular function (GO): transmembrane signaling receptor activity; glycine binding; extracellularly glycine-gated chloride channel activity
Source: RefSeq, a predicted model, not a curated record
UUUGGUAUAAAGAUCGAACUUGCAAGCAAGGGAAAUACCUCAUGAGACAUUCCUAUCUCCUUACAGAGUCCAUUUCCAUUUCUAAGGGAACAGGAAGGCUGACAGCCUCUACAAUUAACCCACAGAUGCCAAGAGAUGAUUCUGCUUCCUGCUCUUUGUGCUGCUUCCCAGUAAAAAGAAACAGGGAAUGACCAUUUCUUUCCUGCUCUGUGGGUGCUGUUAACGCUCAGUCUGGAGCUCCUCCUCUGGUCUGUCAGCACACAGGGGCUGGACAAGCACAGUGACAGAGGCUCGUCCAUGUGGGGAUAAAUGUCAGGAGAGAAGGGACAGCAAGGAGCCAGCAAGCAGCAGGCAGGAAAUGCUGCAUGCAAUCACGUCCCCAGGAAUCUCCACGAGGUGAAAUCAGAGCCUGUUAUUAAUCUAUCCAGACACCGAGACCCAGGAGCUGGAGUAAAUCCGAUUAAAUUCCCACUGUACCAGUGGCUAGAAGCCAAGCAGGUCUUUCUUUUCUGUUGAAUGGUGACCCAAAGGAUAUUUCUGUCUGCUUCACUACAUAAACAGACUGCUUUAAAACAAAACAAAGACAACAAAAAAUAAACAAGCAAAAAACCCAAAACAAUAAAAAAAAUGAAUGCAGAAGAUCAAAAACAUCAGGUGAAUUUUAGUAUGGCAGUAAGGUCCUGUGAGAUGCAACCCAAAAGGAGAAGACAAACUUAGUUAUUUCCUAGCCUGAAGUGGCUACAAUAGUGGUGGAGAAAGCAGUCCUCCACCUUUCAGUGUGGGAUAGGAAGAGUCCUUGAAUAGAUUAAAGACAGCUAAACAGGGGUUAAAAGCGAAUCUUUGCCGUGGGAGGCUCCGCAAAGCACAAGACAAGUAAACAAAACAGAACUUAAAGAAGAAUAAUCCCAUUACAGAGGGACAAUAGAGGGAAAAAAGUAAUCCUGGAUUUUUUAGGAGAGAUAAUUUUUUCCGUUCUCAGAAGUUGAUGAGAAGCCGAGCUGAGUGACACUCUGACAAAGUGACCAAGGAGCCCAAUCCUCCCCAUCCCAACCAUCAGCUCAGCACCCUGCGAGCACAGCUGGAGCUGUGAUAAGAAACUGCUGAAUGCUCCUUACCUGCCCUGGCCUUGAUGGCUCUGGUGUUUGCCAAAGCUCUUUGAAAAACCAAAUGCAAAAGACCAAAAAAAAAAAAAAAUUAAAAAAUAAAAAAAUCAAACAAAACAAAGAGAAAAGAGGGGGGAAAAUCAAAACUAAACAACAAAAGAAACACAACGCAGAGAUAUUCCUUAAAAGCCAACAGCAACACAUAUCAGCUGCCAGCCAAGCAGAUCUUCCACGAGAUGGAGAUUUAAGGCACGUUUCGCUUUUCCUGUCAAGGGAGACGAUUUCAGAGACUUCUUAAAAAGACAGCAAUUCAGGUUAAAAAAAUUGAAAUAAACCAAAAUGUAUCAGCGCUUUAAAGGUUAACGGCCUCUGCUGAACAACAUGCGUUUAUCCAACCACAUCCUAGAGUAGUUUUUUCAGCCCCGAGACCAAUGAGCACAGCUAAGAGGAGGGCCUUGGGAUGGUGGAGAGGCUGAGUUACCCCCUCCCCUCUGCCUUCCCUCUCUCCACCUCCCCCUCAUUUUUUUUCCCCUUCUUUUCUUUUUUUUUUUUUUUUUUUUUUCCUUAGUUUAGUAAAUUAAUGCAGCAAGAAAGUCCCAAGAUCUGGCGAGUCCUAGCAGGGGAGAGAGGGCAGAGGGGAGAUGAGAUGCAUUAGGAGGACACUGAGCCACUUUCUUUCCCAGCACAAUGGAAGUGCUUCCCAAGAAACUUCCCCUUUGCUCCCCUCCACUCUAGCCCUGAGCAAUGGGACACCUUCCCUACAGCAGCAAUAACUUAUUCGGGAGGAAAAAAGCCCAGGAAGGAGGAAUCAACAGCAGCCAAACGGCGGGCAGGAAAGCGACACAACCGGGACUGCAGCACGGCUCCACACCGACAAAUUCCUGUGGAUGUAAUUAGGAAGACACGCCGGCCAGCAGCGGAGAUUAACCCCUGGGUUGUUGAGGGUCUUCGUUCCCCCGCUCCCACCUCACCUCCAGCACCCUGAUGGCAAACCUACACCCGCUGCGUCCGCCCCUGUCGCCAGCCUGAUGUCCGGAGCGACAUCCCGCUGAAGGGAGGGUUCCGUGCGGGCAGCCCGGAGCCCCGGCCCCGAGCAGCACUGCAGUGGCGGCGCGGGGGCCCCGGCGGAGGAGGGACGAGCGGAGGCAGCGGCGGAGCGGAGCGGAGCUGUCCGCGGUGCCGAGCGGAGCUGUCCGCGGUGCCGAGCGGAGCUGUCCGCGGUGCCGAGCGGGGCUCGCCGGGCGCUGUCCGGGUGCUGAGCUCGGCCCCCGCCCGCCGCUGGCCGCGGUGCUGAGCGGAGCCGCCCGCCCGUGCCCCGGCCGCGCUGGGGCUGUUUCGCUCUCCCCACCGCUUCUCCCCAAGUGCCCGGGUACUUUAUUGGCCAACCCCACCGGCCCACCCCUCACGGAGUACAAAAAAAAAAAAAAACCACAACAGCGAGAGCUGGAAAAAUGUGCAACGUCAACGCGCUCGGAGUCUACGUGUGGGAGACGAUCGUUUUCUUCAGCCUGGCAGCCUCCAAGGAAGCUGAAGCAGCAGCUAGAUCUGCCCCCAAACCCAUGUCUCCUUCCGAUUUCUUGGAUAAGUUGAUGGGGAGAACUUCGGGAUACGAUGCCAGGAUCAGACCAAAUUUUAAAGGCCCACCAGUGAACGUCAGCUGCAACAUUUUCAUCAACAGCUUUGGUUCGAUUGCAGAAACAACCAUGGACUACAGGGUGAACAUCUUCCUGCGGCAGCAGUGGAACGACCCCCGGCUGGCCUACAACGAGUACCCCGACGACUCCCUGGACCUGGACCCCUCCAUGCUGGACUCCAUCUGGAAGCCUGACUUGUUCUUUGCUAACGAGAAGGGGGCUCACUUCCACGAGAUCACCACGGACAACAAGCUGCUGAGGAUCUCCCGGAACGGCAACGUCCUCUACAGCAUCAGGAUCACGCUGACUCUGGCCUGCCCCAUGGACCUGAAGAACUUCCCCAUGGACGUCCAGACGUGCAUCAUGCAGUUAGAAAGCUUUGGCUACACAAUGAAUGAUCUCAUAUUUGAGUGGCAAGAAAAAGGAGCAGUGCAAGUUGCUGACGGGCUGACAUUGCCUCAGUUUAUCCUCAAAGAAGAAAAAGACUUGAGAUACUGCACGAAGCACUACAACACAGGCAAGUUCACCUGUAUAGAAGCUCGUUUCCACCUGGAGAGGCAGAUGGGCUAUUACUUGAUCCAGAUGUACAUUCCCAGCCUCCUCAUUGUCAUUCUCUCCUGGAUCUCCUUCUGGAUCAACAUGGAUGCUGCACCUGCCCGUGUGGGCCUGGGGAUCACCACCGUGCUCACCAUGACCACGCAGAGCUCUGGCUCCCGAGCAUCACUGCCCAAGGUGUCCUACGUGAAGGCCAUAGACAUCUGGAUGGCCGUGUGCCUGCUGUUUGUGUUCUCUGCACUCCUGGAGUACGCUGCCGUCAACUUCGUGUCUCGGCAGCACAAAGAGCUGCUCAGGUUCAGGAGGAAGAGGAGGCAUCAUAAGAGUCCCAUGCUCAAUCUGUUCCAGGAGGACGAAGCCGGCGAAGGCAGGUUCAACUUCACGGCCUACGGGAUGGGGCCAGCUUGCCUACAGGCCAAGGAUGGCAUCUCUGUCAAGGGAGCCAACAACAACAACACGGCCAACCCGGUGCCGCCGCCGUCGCGCUCCCCCGAGGAGAUGAGGAAGCUUUUCAUCCAGAGGGCCAAGAAGAUCGACAAGAUCUCCCGCAUCGGCUUCCCCAUGGCCUUCCUCAUCUUCAACAUCUUCUACUGGAUCAUCUACAAGAUCGUCCGCAGAGAGGACGUGCACAACCAGUGAGGGGAGAGCAGCAGCCGGGAGGGAGCGAGCGAUCCUUUAUAUAUGUGCAAUAGCAAUGCAGCAAUGCAUGAAUUUAAGAAUGCGGCAAUAUCUACUAAAAAAAAAAAAAAAAAAAGAGUGGGGAGGGGGGCUGGGAGGGACUUUUAAUCAUGUGAACUGAGGGCAACUGGCACAGGGAGGAGAAAAGAAGCUCUUGAUCUGGGGAGCGCAGGGUGGGAGUUAGUUUUACAGCAUAGGAAGGUGUGGAUUGCUCCAGCAAUCCAAGCAGUGUAAUAUAGUAAUAUAUAUUCAUGCUUAAUUAUAAUGCAAAAAGAAAACAAAAGAAAAAAAAUACCAACAAAAAAAAUCCUUUUUUUAGCCUAUUAACAGCUUAGAUUCUCAAGUCACUGGAAUGAUUCAUGAUUCCAUGUGCAGAAACUACUGCAAUUACGCUUUAUCUGACUUUUGCUAUAGAAAGGCCAUUCCAGUCAAGCACUUGGGGGGAAAAAGCCCUAACAAAAGGGGAAAAGCACCUCAAGAAAAUAAUUCUGUGCUUCUCUAGGUUUUGCACUUUGAAAACUGGAUAGAUGGGGAAACUUAAGAAAGAGGCUGUGGAUUGCUGUUUAUUUUAUAUAUUUACUUUUUUUAGUCACGAGUUUGCCGAUCAAACACUUUGUGACUUUUGCAUAGAGGAAAGCAAAUACAUUAUCUCUCUCAUCCCCACCAGAGAGCAUCCAAAGGAAACCCGAGAAGGACAUCAGGGCCUUCAUCAGAAAUCACAGGUACCUUCUGUCCUUUUAAACAACCUGGCAGAACUCCAGUCCCAGGAGGCAGAAAUCUUAUUCAGAACACUAGAAACGAUGAAGGAUUUUUAAAAUAGUUUUUUGUUUGAUUGUUUGUUCUUCUUUUUUUUUUUUUUUUCCAAACCCCUUUCUGCCAUGUUUGUUUACAAUGGGGGGAUGGAAGAAAUUGUAUUUAAAAUAUAGAGAAAACAGGCAUCUUGAUGCCCUGUUUUGACAGGACCGGGCGUGUGGCAAUACUGUCAGUAUAGGGGGUGGGGGGCAGGUGUGUAUAGAGAGAGUAGCUUUUAUUUUCUGACAUUUCAUAGCAGUUAUAUUAAUAGUGAA